AUGGAGAGAAUUGAACAAGAAAGACAACAUCAAGAGCGGGAGAAGAGGAUGAAAGAAGAAGCAGAGGAACGACUCAGAAGAGAAAUGAAAGAAAAGGAGGAGAGGAAGAGAAGAAUGACUGAGGAGAUGGAAAAACAUAUUUUGGUCAGACUUCUCCUGGAUGAAAGAAUCACAUCUGCAGAUGUCCUUACAAUAUCACCACACUCCGUGCAUCACCAAGAAGCAAUUACUGACAAAGAGAUCUUUUGCAGGUUCCUGCAAAUGCUUUUAACGGGCAACUACAAUGCAAGAUACCCAUUAGUCAGCGAGAAACAUGGACGGGCCCAGAUCCAUCCAAUGGAUGUCCAGAUGGCAGUGUUCCAUCGUGCAGAUCAUUUCCUGAAGCAGCUCAUAGUGACUAAACUCUCCCAGUGUCAGUAUGCUCUGCCUCUGCUUGUGCCCAAUCCCUUUACCCAGGAGAUCGAAUUUCCACUCUGGACAUUUCAGCAAAUCAAGAAGAGCUGGAAAAUUACUAAUACCAAGCAUGAAGUCAUCAGCAAAGGCCAGUCAGUCUGUAAAGCAGACACUCCAAUGGUGGCUUUCUUCAGGUUGGGCUCUGUGUCUUCAUCCAAGUCUCAGCUGAUGAACAGCCUGAUCAAUGAGAAGCACAACACAUUCUUCCACAGGAACUGUCCAGGCAGCAGCAGAACCAGACUACUGAUGGAUGGAGUGGUGGAGAUCGCCUGGUACUGCCCCUCUGGGAAACCCACCGAUAAAUUCACUGACUGUGUUGCGUUCUGCAAUCUCCAUGGUGAUGCAGCAGCCCAUCCUUUGCAGACGAGGAUUAUGAUGGAAAUGGCCACAAUAAAUGUUGUUCUUCUAUCUGAGCUGCUGGAGACUGGCGAUAAUUUGGCCAUAGUGCAGGAGCUCUUUGAAUCUCCUAAACCUCUCAUCUGCAUUCUCACUGAAGAUGAUGAUCCCAUCACUGAGGUAGAAAAGGGGAAAUACAAACUUGGAUUUAAGAGCAGAAAUCAGUCUGAUGUAUCAGCAGAACUAAUAUUAGCAAUCAGACAAACUCUGUCAGAAGGGACUGUCUGGUUCAAACUUGAUAAUGUGUUGUGUUACAGAGAGAUAAAAGUGGACACUGAGAGUGAGGAAUGCAGGAAAGGGAAGACGGCUGCUGUCCGGAUAAUGGACCUGGUGAAAACAAAGGAUCUUUUAGAAGUGAAGGAGACAUUUCUACCCUGUCAUGGGAAACUGUGGCAUGACUGGAGUGAGCUUAGCAAAGAUCUACAUGGUCUCCAAGGAGAAAAUCUGGAGUGGGAUACAAGCAGCAAACUGAAACGGAUGAAGGAUAUAAGACACAAGCAGCGAGCAAAUGGACUGACUGAGCUCAUGAGACUAUUUACUGGGUACUUGAAAACACUGUCAGACAUUGAGAAAAAGUAUUUCCUCGAGUGGGUUGGGAACCUGUUGGAUGACUUUGCUUCAAACAAGCUCUCUGACCUUCUUCAAGAGUAUAAUGUGAAAUGGAAAUGGGUUCUGGAUUUAAAAAAGACUUGUGACAAAUCAAAGCAGAUGGAAAAACAAAAUGACUUGGAGAAAAUAUCAAACAAUCUAACUGUUGCAACUUUUGGGCUUGAGCAUUUUCUGAGAGAAAUGGGCCAAGUUUAUGAAGCUUGGAAAUCAACACAGAAGGAUGUGAGUGGAAAGGAAGACAUAACGAUACCAAGCCUUCCUAAAAUGGCUGCUGAACUGAUGAUCUCUGGUCACCCAAUGGAGCUGAUGGAUGGAGAUGCUGCUCAUGUUCCUCUGAUCUGGGUUACUGCUGUUCUAGAUGCACUCAUCAAGAUAGUGGGAGACCAGAGAGUCUUUGUGCUGUCUGUUUUGGGACUCCAGAGUUCUGGGAAAUCCACCAUGUUGAACGCCAUGUUUGGACUCCAGUUUGCAGUCAGUGCUGGCAGGUGCACCAGAGGAGCUUUCAUGCAGCUGGUCAGAGUGUCAGAGGAGAUGAGGACAAAGCUGAAGUUUGACUACAUUCUGGUUGUGGACACUGAGGGACUCAGAGCUCUGGAACUGGCUGGGAAGGCCACAGUGCACCAUGACAAUGAGCUUGCUACAUUUGUAGUUGGUCUUGGAAAUAUGACCUUGAUCAACAUCUUUGGAAAAAACCCCUCUGAGAUGCAGGACAUCCUUCAGAUAGUUGUUCAGGCCUUCCUGAGGAUGAAGCAGGUCAAACUGAACCCCAGCUGCAUCUUUGUGCAUCAAAAUGUGACAGAUAUCACAGCUGGAGAGAAAAACAUGGUGGGAAGGAGACAUUUUCAGGACAAACUGGAUGAGAUGACAAAGUUGGCUGCCAAGGAGGAAGUGUGUGAUGCUGAGUGUUUCAGUGAUGUCAUCGCUUUUGAUAUUCAGAAAGAUGUGAAAGACUUUGCACAACUGUGGGAGGGCAGCCCACCCAUGGCCCCACCAAACCCAUCCUACAGUGAGAAUAUUCAAGAGUUGAAGAAAACUAUUCUUACACAUGCCUCAACAUCCAGUGGUUUCACACUGACAGAAUUCAAAACUCGUAUUAAAGAUCUGUGGGAUGCUCUUUUGAAUGAGGACUUUGUGUUCAGCUUCAAAAACACUCUGGAGAUUACAGCAUACAGGGCACUGGAGGAGGAGUAUGGGAAAUGGACCUGGACUCUGAGAAGUGAAAUGCUGAAAAUGGAGGACCAGCUGCAUACAAUGAUUAACAACUAUAGACUGCAUGAAGUGAAUAAUGCUCUUCUUGCAAAAAACAUCAGUGAGACCCUUGAAAAUGUGCAAAAGGACAUGAGUCAGUAUUUUGACAAUGACACAUUAAAAGACAUCUUGAUUCAGUGGAAGGUCAAAUUUGAACUAAAGAUUAAGGAAUUACAUGAAGACCUUGUUGAAAAGGGAACAAAAAAAUUGAAAGAUUUUAUUUCACAAAGGGAUGCUCGCAAAAAGUUGGAUGAGAAGAAGGGUGACCAUGAGAAGAAGCUUUUUGAGAAAAGCAAAGAAUUAGCCUUGAAGCUAAAACAGAAAGGAAUCAGUGAGGGGGAGAUGAAGAGCGCAUUUGACUCCAUGUGGGAAGACUGGGUCUCCGAAUUCAAAAACAAUACCACGCCAAUCAGCGACAUCAACAUAAGACAAAAUAUGCUCAACAUCCUCUAUGAAACCUUUCAAUAUGGGUUGGGUUACAACAGAACUGCUACUGAUAUAGCAGUAGAAAUGAAGACAAAUAUCCCAGCAUUCAGUGGGAACAGAUCUAACUUGGAAAAACACAUUCUGAAGCUGCUGGUGGAGGAAGAGAGCUUUUCCAAGUUCAUGACCUACAUUCAGAAUCCCAGAGAACAUUUUGAAUGUUUCAUUAAAGAGGAGGUUGUGAAGUACAUACGCAAAAGUACCACAGCAGGCAUGCCCAUCAUUCUUUUCAGGAUAAAGGAUCACAUUAUGGAAUUGCAGAGACGUGUAAUCAGUGCAGCAGCAAGAGCUACACAGGAGGCCAAAGCUAAUAAUGGAAAGUUGUGGAUGCACAUAUUCUCCAAAAGCCUCUCAGAUGUACUGGAGAACAGAUGCACAGGUCUUAAUUGUGAGAAUGUCAACGACUUUGAUCUUCUAGCAGAAAUCAUAAAGAGGGAACUCCCUCGUGUCACAGAGGAGCUGAAGAGUGACCUCAGCAGUCUGGGUGACCUCAACAUGGAGAUGUUCAGGGAGGGGCCUGAUGAGAUUCUGAUUAAACACUUCUGCCAGUGCUGCUGGGAGCAGUGUCCCUUCUGUGGAGCCAUCUGCACCAACACAAUGGAGGAUCAUUAUGGUGAUCACAUGGUUCCUUUCCACCGAGUAGCUGGACUCAAGGGGUUUAAGAAUGAGGGUAAAUUCAGUCUUGAUUUCUGCACCACUUUAGUCAUAAGUGACAAAAAGUUUACCAGUGACAGUAUCCCUUAUAAGAGGUACAGAUCAGCAGGAGGAAAGUAUGCUGAGUGGAGCAUCAGUCCUGACUGCUCUGAGCUGCCUCACUGGAAGUGGUUUGUGUGCCGAUUUCAAACUGAGCUGGAAAACCAGUACAGAACAAAACUAGAGUCGAUGGUAGCAGAGUGGAGAAGGUACAGCAAAGCGGAUGCUUUAAAGAGUCUGGAUUUCUACUUCUGA
Sardina pilchardus (European sardine) is the source of this 4137-nucleotide messenger RNA. RefSeq names its product interferon-induced very large GTPase 1-like. The record is from RefSeq and is a predicted model, not a curated record. Lineage: Eukaryota; Metazoa; Chordata; Actinopteri; Clupeiformes; Clupeidae. The transcript has 2 exons. Gene Ontology annotation, molecular function: GTP binding. The coding region runs from base 1 to 4137 and encodes 1378 amino acids.